CUCGCCCUCCAGCUUCUGCCCUGCCUGCUGUGUGCGGAGCCAUCCAGCGACCACCAUGGUGAGGCUUGUGCUGCCCAACCCCGGCCUAGAUGCCCGGAUCCCGUCCCUGGCUGAGCUGGAGACCAUCGAGCAGGAGGAGGCCAGCUCCCGGCCGAAGUGGGACAACAAGGCGCAGUACAUGCUCACCUGCCUGGGCUUCUGCGUGGGCCUCGGCAACGUGUGGCGCUUCCCCUACCUGUGUCAGAGCCAUGGAGGAGGAGCCUUCAUGAUCCCGUUCCUCAUCCUGCUGGUCCUGGAGGGCAUCCCCCUGCUGCACCUGGAGUUCGCCAUCGGGCAGCGGCUGCGGCGGGGCAGCCUGGGCGUGUGGAGCUCCAUCCACCCGGCCCUGAAGGGCCUAGGCCUGGCCUCCAUGCUCACGUCCUUCAUUGUGGGACUGUAUUACAACACCAUCAUCUCCUGGAUCAUGUGGUACUUAUUCAACUCCUUCCAGGAGCCUCUGCCCUGGAGCGAGUGCCCGCUCAACGAGAACCAGACAGGGUAUGUGGACGAGUGUGCCAGGAGCUCCCCCGUGGACUACUUCUGGUACCGAGAGACGCUCAACAUCUCCACGUCCAUCAGCGACUCAGGCUCCAUCCAGUGGUGGCUGCUGCUGUGCCUGGCCUGCGCAUGGAGCGUCCUGUACAUGUGCACCAUCCGCGGCAUCGAGACCACAGGGAAGGUCGUGUACAUCACCUCCACACUGCCCUAUGUCGUCCUGACCAUCUUCCUCAUCCGAGGCCUGACGCUGAAGGGCGCCACCAAUGGCAUCGUCUUCCUCUUCACGCCCAACGUCACGGAGCUGGUCCAGCCGGACACCUGGCUGGACGCGGGCGCACAGGUCUUCUUCUCCUUCUCCCUGGCCUUCGGGGGCCUCAUCUCCUUCUCCAGCUACAACUCUGUGCACAACAACUGCGAGAAGGACUCGGUGAUCGUGUCCAUCAUCAACGGCUUCACAUCGGUGUACGUGGCCAUCGUGGUCUACUCCGUCAUUGGGUUCCGCGCCACGCAGCGCUACGACGACUGCUUCAGCACGAACAUCCUGACCCUCAUCAACGGGUUCGACCUGCCUGAAGGCAACGUGACCCAGGAGAACUUUGUGGACAUGCAGCGGCAGUGCAACGCCUCUGACCCCGCGGCCUACGCGCAGCUGGUGUUCCAGACCUGCGACAUCAACUCCUUCCUCUCAGAGGCCGUGGAGGGCACAGGCCUGGCCUUCAUCAUCUUCACCGAGGCCAUCACCAAGAUGCCGUUGUCCCCACUGUGGUCUGUGCUCUUCUUCAUUAUGCUCUUCUGCCUGGGGCUGUCAUCUAUGUUUGGGAACAUGGAGGGCGUCGUUGUGCCCCUGCAGGACCUCAGAGUCAUCCCCCCGAAGUGGCCCAAGGAGGUGCUCACAGGUCUCAUCUGCCUGGGGACAUUCCUCAUUGGCUUCAUCUUCACGCUGAACUCCGGCCAGUACUGGCUCUCCCUGCUGGACAGCUAUGCCGGCUCCAUUCCCCUGCUCAUCAUCGCCUUCUGCGAGAUGUUCUCUGUGGUCUACGUGUAUGGUGUGGACAGGUUCAAUAAGGACAUCGAGUUCAUGAUUGGCCACAAGCCCAACAUCUUCUGGCAAGUCACGUGGCGCGUGGUCAGCCCCCUGCUCAUGCUGAUCAUCUUCCUCUUCUUCUUCGUGGUAGAGGUCACUCAGGAGCUGUCCUACAGUGUCUGGGACCCUGGCUACGAGGAAUUUCCCAAAUCCCAGAAGAUCUCCUACCCGAACUGGGUGUAUGUGGUGGUGGUGAUUGUGGCUGGAGUGCCCUCCCUCACCAUCCCUGGCUAUGCCAUCUACAAGCUCAUCAGGAACCACUGCCAGAAGCCAGGGGACCAUCAGGGGCUGGUGAGCACACUGUCCACAGCCUCCAUGAACGGGGACCUGAAGUACUGAGAAGGCCCAUCCCACGGCAUGCCACACACUGGUGUCAGGGAAGGAGGAACCAGCAAGACCUGUGGGGUGGGGGCCGGGCUGCACCUGCAUGUGUGUAAGUGUGAGUGUAUGCUCGUGUGUGAGUGUGUGUAUUGUACACGCAUGUGCCAUGUGUGCAGAUAUGUAUCAUGUGUGCAUGUACAUGCAUGGGCACUGUGUGAGUGUGCACGUGUAUGCACACAUAUACACGUGUGUGGGUGUGUGUAUUGUAUAUGCAUGUGCCAUGUGUGCAGAUGUGUGCCGUGUGUGUGCAUGUACAUGUAUGGACAUUGUGUGAGUGUGCAAGUGUGCAUGCAUAUACAUGUGUGCGACAUUUGCUGCCCGUGUGUGUGCAUGUAUAUGUGGACAUACAUGCCUGUGUUGUGUGUGGUGUGCAUAUGUGUGAACACACACGUGUAUACAUGCAUGCACGUGUGCUCGUACAAUGGGUGUCCACAUGCACGCAUAUAUGGAUACCUGUGAGAGUAUAUACAUGCAUGCAAUUUUGUGUAUGUGUGUUCUAUGUGUGUGUGUUUGCAUGUAUAUAUGCACAUGUGUAUAUGUACAUGUAUGCCUGUGUGACGUGUGUAUAUGUGAGCAUGUGUACGUGUGUGUAUACGUGUGUGUUGUGUAUAUGUGUGUGUCUGUACCUGUUUGUGUAUAUGUGUGUGAUGUGUGCUCAUGUGUGUGCAUAUUCAGGCAGGUGUGCAUUUGUGCAUGCCAGUGUGUAUGUAUGUGCACAUAUGGACACAUAUGGACACACAUAUGGACACAUAUGGACACGCAUAUGGACAUGUGUGGAUAUGUGUGCGUACGCGUCACUGGGACACAUGCCUGCCACUCGGGGCCCAGCUGCCCUCUGUGUUUGUCCUUGCCACAGUCACGGGGUGCAUGUGCAGAGGGGAGCAGACCACUGGGGAUGUGCUGCGCCCUGCACGUGCCCAGGGGAAGCGGAAGCUGCAGCCGGGGUGGGGGCAGCACCUCUAUGCUUCAUCUGUGUGGGUGGCAGGAGACAAAAGCACAGGUUACCAUCUUGGCUCCUGGGAGCGACUCUUGCUACCCACCCCCACCCAUCCCCUUCCCCUUGGUGUUGACCUUUGACCUGGGGGUUCCCAGAGCCCUGUAGCCCUCGACCCGGAGCAGCCUCUCAGAAGCUGGAGUGGGCAGUCGCUGGCGAUUCUGAGAAAACUUGGCCACAUCCACCGGGGCCCUGCCUCCAGUCGGCCCCUGCCGAGUCUCUGCAUUCUGGCCGCCUCCCGGCUUAAUGAAUGCCAGCCAUUUAAUCAUUGCUCCUGCCACCACAAAUAGAUGAGCAGUUAAAUAAAACUCAACUUGGCAUAAUUCAAGGCAAAUACCACUCUGUGCAUUUUCUUAAGAGGACAUGAGCUGUGUGAAUUUUUAGCCAGCCUUUGGAAAAGAUGGGUUGCAGGGUAACUCAACCCUGGCUGCCAUCCUUGGGCACUCUGUGUGUCCAGGGCACCUUGGAGGACCAUGCAGCCCCCAGAAGCCUCCAGCUCCUGCACCACUCAGUGAGGCCCAGCCUGGCGCCUGCCCUGCCCCCGUCACGGGAUGGGCCCCCAUUGGGGUUCAACAUUCCAUCGCAGCCAAAGGCAGUCGGCACUUGGGACAUCUGCUUCAACGGACAGGUCACCUCUGCUUUGCACAGAAGAAUCUGGAUGCUUACAUUAAACUGAUGUUCUGAGAAUUCCUACAGGAAGGACUUCCUACAGGAAGGCACACAUACCUGGUGUGUGCCGGUAUGAUGUUCCACCAACAGAAACCUGGUCACAAUCGUCCCUUCCAGCACCCCGUCCAGCAGUGACUGCACACACUGAGUCCUCCUACCAGCCUCUUCCACCCCUGCUGACUGUCACUGGGCCCUGGGAUGUGCAAGACUCCACAGCAGCAGAGGUGGGGGGAAACAUCACAUCCUCUGCCGCCAGCUGUGAUGCCACCGAGGGGCUCGCCUGCUGAUGGCUUCAACAGGGUCUCACCUCAUCUUUUCCUGCUCUUUGGCCCUGGAUCGAGAAAAUUCCCAUCAGUGGCCCAUUAAUAUGCUGCCCUGUGGCAUCUGCCCAGGAGGCCCUGCCAGGCAUGCACAGGUGUGCAUUGGUGUACCCUGGCAUGCACAGGUGUGCACUGGUGUGCCCUGGCAUCCAUUGGUGUACCCUGGUGUGCCUGCCAUAGGACCCUGGGCGGGAGCUCCCAUCUCAUCUACAUCUCCUGAUUCAUGUGUUGUUUCACAGGUUUCAAUGUCUCUGUAAAUGUGGUAGAAAUGCAGGCUUUAUGGGCAUAAAGUGUACGUUUCUAAAUAAAUCCCUUCUAUUUAGUAUCCUCACCCUAAAAGUUACUGUUGUCCAGACGUAGAGGGAUGAGUGAGCCAGUGACCUCAGACGGGAUGGUGGGGACGGCAGGUCCAGCUCCUGCCUCCUCCUGGGGGUCUGGCUUUGGGGCAUUGCUCUGAAGAGGCCAUGGCCCAGGCCUGUGGCCUUGCAAUGGGGACCAACCAGCUCUUCUCAUCUUCUUCCCUCACACUUCCUCUCACUCAAAUAAGAACGUUCCAAAAAUGUGUCCACCUGGGCCCCUGCCCUGGGACUCAUGGAUUUGGAGUUGUGGCCACACGGUUGAGGGGUGCAGUGUCCCAUGGAAUGGGGCAAUUGCGGGCCUGGGGGCCCUUGGCCUGUCCGUGGCGGGAGCAUCUGCAAGGAGAAGCCCCAGAGUCCAGGGAGCACUGUGGGGAGCUCCUUAGAGCUGAACUCACCCGGCGUCAACUCAUCAACCCUCCACCCAUGGACAGGGGUGCCCCGAGCACAGGAGAGGACUCAGCCCUCUGCCCCCACGCACGGUGGGUGCCUGUCACCCUGUCCUGUUCAGCGGCCUGAGGGCAGCAGUGGGUGUGAGGGCAGCCCCCGGCCUCCCAACAGCAGCUGAGAGGAUCCCUGCGGGAAUCCAGGCUUCGGGUGCAUGCAAUCUGAUCUGAGUUGUUUCUGACAGUGACAGAGUGACAACCUAUAAGUAU
Messenger RNA from Gorilla gorilla gorilla (western lowland gorilla), 4997 nucleotides. It is a transcript of the gene SLC6A19, whose product is annotated as solute carrier family 6 member 19. Gene Ontology annotation, biological process: sodium ion transmembrane transport; nitrogen compound transport; neutral amino acid transport. The record is from RefSeq and is a predicted model, not a curated record. Gene Ontology annotation, molecular function: neutral L-amino acid transmembrane transporter activity. Bases 56 to 1960 code for a protein of 634 amino acids. Gene Ontology annotation, cellular component: plasma membrane; brush border membrane; apical plasma membrane. The transcript is spliced from 12 exons. Lineage: Eukaryota; Metazoa; Chordata; Mammalia; Primates; Hominidae.